GGAGCGACGCGCAGUGUUUGGGGUCACCGGCGUCCCCGCGCGCGGCCAUGGCAAGGCCGCGGCCCUGCGAGCCCAAGCACGCCAGGUGCGGCUCGCCGUCGCUGCCCGAGCGGCCGCUGCAGGUGAAGGUGGUGGGGCUCUUCAGCUGCCCCAACUUUCAGAUUGCGAAGAGCGCCGCUGAGAAUCUGAAGAAUAAUCAUCCAUCCAAAUUUGAAGAUCCUAUAUUAGUUCCUCUUCAAGAAUUUGCAUGGCAGCAAUAUCUACAGGAGAAAAAAAGGGAACUCAAAAAUGAAACCUGGGAAUAUUCCUCCUCUGUGAUGUCUUUUGUUAAUGGUCAGUUCCUGGGUGAUGCAUUGGGUCUACAGAAAUGGGCCCACGAGGUGUGGGAUAUAGUUGACAUUAAACCCUCUGCACUUUAUGAUGCACUCACUGAGGAUUUUUCCACGAAAUUCUUAAGAGAUACCAAGCAUGAUUUUGUGUUUUUGGACAUUUGUAUUGAUUCUUCUCCAAUUGGAAGACUGAUUUUUGAGCUAUACUGUGAUGUAUGUCCCAAAACAUGUAAAAAUUUUCAGGUCUUGUGCACAGGAAAAGCAGGGUUUUCUCAACGUGGCAUAAGACUACAUUACAAAGAUUCCAUUUUUCAUCGAAUAGUACGGAAUGGCUGGAUACAAGGAGGGGAUAUAGUGUAUGGAAAAGGAGAUAAUGGAGAGUCGAUUUAUGGACCAACAUUUGAAGGCAAUUGAUUGAAGGAACAGAAGUGCUUAAACAACUAGAAUUAGUUCCAACAGAGAAUGAAAGACCAAUACAUAUGUGUAGAAUUACUGACAGUGGAGAUCCUUAUGCUUGAUUUUCAUAUCAAUAUUUUCUGUGAUAAUUUAUUACUUUGUAUCUGAUCAGCUGUUUGUAGAUUUAAUUAAACAGUACUUGAUAAAUUGUAAUUUGAAAGCUGUGGCAGACACUGUAGGUUGCCUCGUCGACACCCAAUCCCUCCCCAUCUUCCUUUCCUGUCUCUGUCAUAGAGACUGUGAAAGGACAAUACUCAGUUUCCUAGACUCCUUCUCAGCUACGGGUGGCCACAAGAGAUGGUUGUGGCCAGUGAGACAGGAGUAGAAUGCCAGUGGUCCUGCCCCUUCCCCUUCGUCCUGUCUGGAAUGUGGAGAGGCUGGAGCUGCAGCUGUCAUCUUGUGGCCAUAAAGAAAAGGCCGAGGCCAGGUGCGGUAGCUCAUGCCUGUAAUCCCAGCACUUGGGAGGCCGAGGCAGGUGGAUCACGAGGUCAAGAGAUCGAGACCAUCCUGGCCAACAUGGUGAAACCCUGUCUCUACUAAAACUAUAAAAAUUAGCUGGGCAUGGUGGCAUGCACCUGUAGUCCCAGCUACUCGGGAAGCUGAGACAGAGGAAUCGCUUGAACCCGGGAGGCAAAGGUUGCAGUGAGCCGAGAUUCUGCCACUGCACUCCAGCCUGGCGACAGAGUGAGACUGUCUCAAAAACAAAAAAACAAACAACAAAAAAAAACAGCCAAGUACUGCAGAGAUGUCAGCCCCAAUCUCUUGAGCUGCAGAACCAAUACCGGCAACCACCUACUCUGGACUUCUUAGUGUAUGAGACUAACAGAGCCCUGUAUUAUGUUGUUUAUGUUACUGUUGGUGGUUGAGAAUUUUGUUACUUGUAGACAAAAAAAAUUCUUAAUUUAGCAACAUACUUGAUAGCCUAAGACAUUUGUAAUAAAAUUAUGUUCUUAUUUGUAACUACAUGUACUCCCAGGAGAAACUUGGUAAUUAACCAAAUAGGAAUGAUGCAAAAGAAAAAGCAAUUCGUUUUAAUAUUUUAUUGUUUAUACAUAGCAUUCAGAAAGGGUAUCUAUACUUCGGAUGUUUUCAUACAUGACAUGAACAUCAUCCUUAUCUCUCUGAGCCAUACCAACCCUGUGAAAAACAAGGGAUUGUGUUACAGUCUCCGUGGUGGCUGACUCAUGUGAUGUUACUGGAGAUUCAGCUUUAUCACUACUCUGUAGUCUAAAGUUCUCAAGCUCAUAUCACCUGGGGAGCUUUUAAAAUGUAACCUAACAGACCUUGUCCUUGACCUACUGAGGCAGAGUUCCCAGGCGUCGGGCAGAGAUUCUGUGUUUAUUUGGUUCUUUCCCCAGGGUUCCCAGGCAUGGGGCGCAGAUUCUGUGUGCAUUUAGCUCUUUCCCCAGGGUUCCCAUUUAGACAGCUGGGCACUAGUCAUCUGGGAAUCACUGCAAGGUAUAAGGAACUGGUUCCAGCCCCCAUGGUGUAGUGUAGUCAGCAGAGUGCUUGACUGUGCUGUUGGUGACCUUGCUCAGCUCCUGUUACACCACUACCCUAUGCCCUUGCUCUGCCCAGACUGAGGGGGCUUUUCUUUUCUUUUUUUUUUUUUUAUUUUUUGAGACGGAGUUUCGCUCCGUCGCCCAGGCUAGAGUGCAGUGGUGCAAUCUUGGCUUACUGCAAGCUCUGCCUCCGGGUUCACACCAUUCUCCUGCCUCAGCCUCCUGAGUAGCUGGGACUACAGGCGCCCGCCACCAUGCCUGGCUAAUUUUUUGUAUUUUCAGUAGAGACGGGGUUUCACCAUGUUAGCCAGGAUGGUCUCGAUCUCCUGACCUCGUGACCUGCCUAAACCUUGGCCUCCCAAAGUGCUGGGAUUACAGGCGUGAGCCACUGCGCCCAGCCGAGAGUGCUUUUCUUACCCUAAGCAGAAUGAGGUUUGUCUUCCAAGAACAAUCUCUAUUUACAUCAGUCUUAAAGGGGCAGGCUUCUGAUAGAUAUGGGGCUUGCCAACAGUAGGCAUAGACUUUUUUUUUUCUUUUGAAAUAAUUAUAGAUUCACAGGAAGUUGCAAAAAAAAGUACAGAGCAGUCCUGUGUAUCUUUCACCCAUUUUCCCCAGUGGUUACACUUACAAAAUGGUAGUACAAUAUCAAAACCAGGCAGUUGACAUUGGUACCAUGUGUGUGAUGCCAUUUUAUCAUGAGUAUAAUCAUGUAACCAAUACUACAGAGAAAAUAUAGAACCUUUCCAGCACCUCAAAGACCCCCUUCCAGUACCCCUUUACAGUCACACCCGCUCCCCUGCCCCCUGCCAUCCCUAACUCCUGACAACCGGCAUUUGCUUAUUUUUAUGACAGCUUUAUUGCUAUAUGACAUAUGCUUUAUGCUAAGACCUAAGGUGGAUGGGAGGAAGCAGACCGCCUAUGUUAUAUUCUCAAUUGACCCAGAGAAGCAUAGUGUUAAGAAUGUGUGUUCUAGAGCCAGACUGCCAGGGUUCAAAUCCUGGCUCUGCCAUUCCCUAGCUGUACAAACUCAGGCAAGAACUUUUCUGUGCCUCAAUUCCUUCAUCCGAGAAACAGUGGUACCUACCACAUAGGAUUGUUGUGAGGGUUCCAUGAAUCAAUAAUUUGUGUAAAGAACCUAUAAGAGGACCUGGUCUGCUGUAAGCACUCGAUAAAUUUAAUAAUAAAUUACUAAUGUGUAACCUUCAGGGCUGGUCUGCUGUAAGCGCUUGAUACAUGUAAUAAUAAAUUACUAAUGUGUAGUCUUCAGGGUGUAGCCUCAGAGCUUGGACUUUCUGAAUGCUCUCCAAUGACUCUGACAGCCAGAUUUGGGAAUCCCUGAGGAGAGUCUCCCUCUUCCUGUACUCACAGACUUCUGGGCAGUCUGAGAACUUGGGUGAUUUGUCUGCAGCUUCCAGACUCUCUCGCUGGGCCUUUGCCCAGGUUCCUCAGGUCACACUGGGGACAUCUCAGACAAAAGGGAGAUGGGCUUGCCACCAGGAUUCAAAACAAUUGGUGAAUGAAAACUGAUUCUUUGCAAGGAGCCCAGUUAAAACACAUGGCAAGCGUUGCUCAUGUAAUAACAAGCAGCAGGGCAGUUCUUACUGGUGAUGAACCUAUGUAUUAAUGGCAUUAGGCAUUUUAUCUGAUGUUGUGAAAGAACUGGAAUAUUUGCGUGGGUGUAAGAAACUGAUUCCAGCUCCCUUUGUCAGCAGCAAUAGAAAGAUAGAACUCUGCCAGUCUUCUAAAGGAUGGCGAGUUCAUGGUCCCUUUGUUCACUCUAACUUUCCACUUCUGGGCUGCAGAAACUUCAACCACAGAUCUAUGCAGUGGUUCUUAUCACCAGCACUUAAAAGUAUACACACUGAUACUUCUGUGCUAGAAUGAUUUGUAUGUUUAACCUCCUGGUUGAAGAAACUGGUUGUCAGAAGGACUCAAAAGUUUACUCCAACGAACUCCACACGUUAAGACUUUGAUGUAACCAAACUGAAAUAUAUUAAUUAAAUAGAAGGGAUUCUAGAUUUUCCCACAUCUAUAGAUAGGACCAUAAAGGCCUUCUGAUGAUUUACA
Molecule: messenger RNA, 4354 nt
Organism: Chlorocebus sabaeus (green monkey)
Lineage: Eukaryota; Metazoa; Chordata; Mammalia; Primates; Cercopithecidae
Source: RefSeq, a predicted model, not a curated record